AUGAUUCUUCUAUUAAAUAAGUGUGAUUUGGUUCCAGCUUGGGCUACAAAAGGGUGGCUUAGAAUACUAUCGAAGGAAUACCCUGCUCUAGCAUUUCAUGCAAGCGCAAACCAAUCAUCUGGCAAGUGUAACUUCAAUGCCGACAUGCAAUUUAUUGUUUUCAAAAUGUUUUGGUUGUUUAAGCCUUACAGUGCCAUGCAUGACAUUGGAGAUUGGUAUGUUGAGACAUUUGAAAGGGAUAAGAAGAGGCGGACUGUCCCAUCUCAGAGGUGCUGGGACGGUUUGGAUGCUAAUGAACAGUUGGAUAAAACUCUGGAUAUCGAAAAUGCAAGGAGAAGGAAAAAGACAGUGAUAGGUAUAGUUGAGGCCAAAAUGUUUAGAGUUCUUGAUGAUCCUUUGAGACUUGACAUUGUUAUUAGCUUCCCCAAUUAUGGUUUUCAUCUUAGGUUUGAUCCUUGGUCACAGGCGUGCCAAUUGGUUUGGGAUGUGAGAGUGGAUGGAAAGUUGGAUAAAGAUGUCCCUGAGAAGAAUGAAAGAGAGAAGGCAAAGGGAGGUCAGACCAUUUCCAAAGGCAAUAGCACUGCAGUUGAAACCGAGGAAAAGCUGGAUAAAGAUGUCCCUGAGAAGAAGGAAAGAGAGAAAUUAAAGGGAGGUCCCACUCCACGAAUUUUUUCUUUUUUGAGAAACCGAUAA
Molecule: messenger RNA, 693 nt
Organism: Fraxinus pennsylvanica
Lineage: Eukaryota; Viridiplantae; Streptophyta; Magnoliopsida; Lamiales; Oleaceae
Source: the annotation of a GenBank genome assembly